Molecule: messenger RNA, 1930 nt
Organism: Electrophorus electricus (electric eel)
Lineage: Eukaryota; Metazoa; Chordata; Actinopteri; Gymnotiformes; Gymnotidae
Molecular function (GO): GTP binding
Source: RefSeq, a predicted model, not a curated record
CAUCCUCUGCCUCCUCUUCCUCUCCCUCCUCUUCCUCUACCUCCACCACUGCUCCCUCUGCUGGUCCCCCUAUGGAGCGGGAUGCACUAAGGCUGGUCCUGCUCGGUAGGUCUAGUUCCGGGAAGAGCACUGCUGGGAACGCCAUCCUUGGCCGGCAGGAGUUUAAGUUGCGUCGGGCUGGUACCUUUGGGUCCACCACAAAGCAGUGUGGGAGGGGGAUGGCUACUGUUGGAGACAAACGGGUGGCCGUGGUGGACACCGCACCCUGGCUGUGGUCCGACUGUUCUGCAGACGAGGCGAGAGCCCACCUCUCAUCCUGCACGGCAUUGUCAGCGCCAGGUCCCCACGCUUUCCUGCUGUGCACGCCUAUCACGCUGUCCGGCCACUCCACCCUGCGCUCCCUGGCUGCUGUGGAUGCCACGUUUGGCCCUGGCGCCGUCCUGCACCGCACACUGGUUCUCUUCACGCACGCGGACCUCAUGGAGGAUGGUGCCGCGCAGGGGCCCCCUGACGUGGAGCGGUAUAUCACUGCCAAGCGGCCCGAGAUGCUGGAGCUGGUAGAGAGGUGUGGCGACCGCUACCACGUGCUGGAGGGUGAGCGGAGCGUGGACCAGCUCCUGGAAAAGGUGGAGCAGUUGGUGAAGGAGGGCGGGGGGAGCUGCCACGGCUUCCAGCAGCUUCCCGAGCUCACGGAGCCCUUCAGACAGGGCUCAGCCGCUGUUGAGGGAACGAUGCCUUUCCGAAGAGACAGGGGAGGGGUGGAGCGGCUGGUGGAGAUGGAUCGAGGCAUCUCGGGCACUCUCCACGCUCUGAGAGAGGAAGAGGAAGAUGGGGAAAAGGAGGCAGGACAACAGAGAGUAGGGCUGGAGAAUAGCGGGAAACUAGAGGAACCUGGCACCUCGCCCUCGUCUUCUUCACGGCUAUGGUCCUUCCUCAGUUUCAUUGGAGGGAUGGCAGGAGCAGGUGCCAAGCGUGUGCCUAAGCCAAUAGCUGGAGGGGCGCUGGUCGGAGGAGCAGUGGGACUGUUUUAUGGAGGACCUUUGGGAGGCGCUGUAGGUGCUACAGCAGGAUCUGUAGCUGCAGAGGUGGGGAGAAGAAAAUUCAGCAAAAGCAAAACAGACUGACACCACAGACUUCCAGAGAGCUCGGGCGAUUUCAGGAAGCAGAGUUUUCUUGGUUAGCCUUGUAACUUAAAAUGAUUCUCCACUGAGAAACCUUCUCCUACUUUUUCCCAGCCAGAUAACACAAAUGAUAUGAUCCAAAGCCCUCACUGACUAGACUGGAAAUGGACAACUUUAGCUGAUCAUUUCAAAACCAGGCACUUCCCAGAUUUUGAGUACUGAUUUAAUUUCAAAACUGUUUAAAAGCAGAAGGUGUACGGGAACAUAUCCUGUUGUGUUGCCUUUUUCUCCAGUUAACCAGGAAAACCAGUUUAGUGAAAUAUCCUGCUUGUAUAUUGCUUAUAUUGUUGCAUCUAUUGAGUACAAAAAGCACCACAUCUCAGGCAUUUAUAAGUGUUGUAUUCAGUUCAGCUUAAGCCUUGUUGUGUGCAUUAUUUAUACUUCUGUCCCAGUUUCUGUCCUAAACUAAAAACAUGAUCUCAUAUGAGAAUACCAAGCAGAUGUGUAAUUUAGUGAAAGACUAGUCUUAAUGUGUGCCUGAAGGAAGCAGCUAUCAGCUGAGUUGGAGGCAUCGGCCUUCAGACAGGGAAAGUCAAAGCGCUGCCCUGGAACUAGAACAUAAUGACGUAACCCUAACGGGACCUACCAAGACUACCAGGACUACUAGGAGUUGAAUAGGCCUGGUCUGUUGAAUUCUGUUGCCAUACCUCUGCUCAGAACAAUAGUGUUGGGAGCUGGACACACUCUGAAUGGGAGUUAUAAUCUAAGAACAGUGCAUUGUAAAGUUGUAGCAUAGAAGGCAACAUUAA